AAUCGUUUGCGGCUGUUGUUCGUUGGGUCGAUUUGGUCUGUUGGUUGGUAUAGGUUGUUCGGGGUUCACAACAUGUAAACGAAGAAGCAGUUAUGUUCGGUUAUGUUGGUAUUAUAGAAGCCAGGGACAGUUUCGAACCAAGAAAAAGUUGUGUACUUUACUGGUAAAUGACAGAUGUGCAUUGUGUCCAUCCUUUGUCGGCUAGUUAAAAAGCCGUGCUUAUUUGAAUCGUCGCUACCGAUCGCUGUAUUCUAUGGUUGUGACCGUUGUGACCCGUGGUUGAGGGUGUAAAAUUUCCUGUGUGGAGUGACGGACAGAUUGAAUUAUUUCUCUGCUAUACAACAUGAAAUUGAAUUUAUAUAUACAUUAAUGGUAUUUGACAAUUUUUAGACAGUCAUGUUUUAUCACAUUUCGUUGGAACAUGAGAUUCUUCUGCAUCCUCGUUACUUCGGCCCACAGUUGCUGGAGACAGUUAAACAAAAACUGUAUACCGAAGUAGAAGGGACGUGCACUGGAAAGUAUGGCUUUGUAAUAGCUGUAACAUCCAUUGACAGCAUUGGAGCUGGUCUGAUACAGCCUGGCCAAGGAUUUGUCGUGUAUCCUGUAAAGUACAAAGCCAUCGUGUUCAGACCUUUCAAAGGAGAGGUUCUUGAUGCUGUUGUAACUCAAGUAAACAAGGUUGGGAUGUUUGCUGAAAUUGGGCCACUGUCAUGCUUCAUUUCACAUCAUUCCAUUCCAGCUGACAUGCAGUUCUGUCCAAAUUCUAUCCCUCCAUGUUACAAGUCAAAAGAUGAGGAUGUUGUUAUCCAGGCAGAUGAUGAAAUACGUCUGAAGAUUGUAGGUACAAGAGUUGAUGCAUCGGGCAUUUUUGCCAUUGGAACAUUAAUGGAUGACUAUCUUGGUCUGGUGUGCAGCUAGUUAAUGUUUGUAACUCAUAAAUACAGAAAGUGUAUGAAACAUCUGCAGUCUCGUGGCAUUGUGUUCCAUAGUAAUUUGGAUUUAAACACUGUAAUUGUUGUCAUGUAUAAAUUCUGUAUGUGUUUAUAGGGAUAUUUUUCAAAAAAGAAAAGAAAAGAAGAAUGACUGUAAUGCUGGAAUCCUAUAUUCUUACCGAUCAAGACUAGAGUCUCUAGCACAAAUUUUUUAAAUCAAAUUGUCUUUGUUUACAGUUAAUUUCUCACAGUAUCCUCAUGAUAUAUUAGUACAUGUAAAAUGGUGAAAUAGAAAAUCAUGUUUGCAGUGUGUAUUAUCUGCAUUUCUACAGCUAUAUCAAAAUAAGACAUCUCUAAGUUUUUGUAA
Cryptotermes secundus is the source of this 1299-nucleotide messenger RNA. RefSeq names its product DNA-directed RNA polymerase II subunit RPB7 (gene Rpb7). Gene Ontology annotation, biological process: transcription initiation at RNA polymerase II promoter; positive regulation of translational initiation; DNA-templated transcription. Gene Ontology annotation, cellular component: RNA polymerase II, core complex; P-body. Gene Ontology annotation, molecular function: single-stranded DNA binding; translation initiation factor binding; single-stranded RNA binding. Bases 397 to 918 code for a protein of 173 amino acids. The transcript is spliced from 8 exons. The record is from RefSeq and is a predicted model, not a curated record. Lineage: Eukaryota; Metazoa; Arthropoda; Insecta; Blattodea; Kalotermitidae.